CUCAACACUUCAGCUGAUGUGCCGCUGAAAUUUUCUCUGUGUUCACCAAACUUUUGUUUGUUAUUGUGUAAAUUGUCCGAAACUAUUUGUUAUUUUUUAUGUAAAUACCGGUACGCGAGUGAUAUUCUUUACCUCUGAUUAAGUGUAAAUUUUGUGAUAAUCAAAAGACUGUAAACGAAUCAACAGAAAGUGCUCAAUUAUCAGUAAUUUAAUGAAUUAGGAACUUUAUCAGAUGUCAUAAGCCAGCUCAAUACAGAUUAACUAUAAAUAAGAAAGAGCAACAAAAAACUUAUCGUUUAGUGGGUAAACAGAAAUCACAACGGGCAAACAAUUACAAACGAAGGGGGACGAUUAGAAACGAACCUCAAAUAGAUAGAACUACACGAUCACAAAAUGCGAAUAGUUGGAUCCAGUAUGCUGUCAGCCCUCAAGCGGCUCUCAACGCGAAAUCCCACGAUCCUAUCAGUCAGUCAUAUACGAUCAUUGAGCUCUUUUGGAACCAUGAGUCUGCCGGAACGCCAACCCUUCUCCCCAGACUUCUUCUUCCGUCAACUUUUUGAUGGAGAAAGCAGCACUUACAGUUACCUUCUGGCGGAUCUUAAGAAUGGUGAGGCCGUGAUUAUAGAUCCUGUCUUGGAGCAGGCCAAACGAGAUGCCCAGUUGGUCAAGGAUCUGGGUUUUCAGUUAAAAUAUGCCAUCAACACCCAUAUGCAUGCGGAUCACAUAACGGGCAGCGGUUGGUUGAGGAAGCUCACCGGUUGCCAGUCGGUGAUUGCCGCCGCCAGUGGAGCCAAAGCGGAUCGCCAUCUAAAGGAGGGGGAUCGCAUUGAUUUUGGGACCCAUUCUAUAGAUACCUUGGCUACUCCGGGACACACAAAUGGCUGCAUGAGCUAUGUGAUCAAGGAUCAGGGAUGUAUCUUCACCGGGGAUACUCUCCUGAUUCGAGGUUGUGGUCGCACCGACUUCCAAGAGGGCUGUCCACGAAAUCUCUAUGAUAAUGUGCACAGCAAGAUCUUUACUCUGCCCGAGAACUUUCGUAUAUAUCCGGCGCACGAUUACAAAGGUCAAAUGGAAAGCAGUGUGUGGGAGGAGAAGCGUUAUAAUCCCCGACUAACCAAGGAUAUCGAUGAGUUUGUUAAGAUCAUGGAAAACCUGAACUUGCCCUAUCCCAAGAAAAUAGAUGCCUCGCUGCCCGCCAAUCGGGAGUGUGGAGUGUACGAUAUACCCAAGGAGUAAACCCAACCCCUGACAAAUGUUGCAUAUAUAAUAGUCUUUCUAUGAGAUUUGUAAUCUUUAAAAUAAAUAUACAAACACAUAUAUCUUAUCAAGA
Drosophila takahashii is the source of this 1330-nucleotide messenger RNA. Its product is annotated as persulfide dioxygenase ETHE1, mitochondrial. Gene Ontology annotation, cellular component: mitochondrion. Gene Ontology annotation, biological process: glutathione metabolic process; hydrogen sulfide metabolic process. Gene Ontology annotation, molecular function: sulfur dioxygenase activity. The record is from RefSeq and is a predicted model, not a curated record. Lineage: Eukaryota; Metazoa; Arthropoda; Insecta; Diptera; Drosophilidae.